GCGUGUAACUGAUUACUAGACAGACCACCAAUAUAGGGCUGCACAUAUAUGUUCCCGUGCAGCCGUUAUUAGCUCUUAAGUCCGCACAUAUAUGCGCCUCUACAUUGAUUCUCUCCUGGAAUGACACAUUCUGUCAUUGGAGAUUACAAACCUGAAAUGAUGGACAUAAUGGAUGAGGAGCAGAUGGAGAACGGACUGGACUCCGAUGAUGAUCUUCACCUCGAGGAGAUACCCGAGUACCUGAAAGACAGAAGAAGAGCCAAGUCUCUACCUGCGUAUCCAGAGCAGGUGAAUCUGUACCACCAGAUCUCGCAGAGCUGCAGGAAACGCGUGAAGUUCGCGGACGCGCUCGGCUUGAAUCUGGCGAGCGUCAAGCACUUCAGCACCAGCGAGGAUCCUCAGAUUCCAGCCAAAGUCUUCACCAGGCUGAAGAGCUUCCCUAUCCAUAAGGAAAGAGAGAUCAUGGAUGACCUGUGCGUGAACAUCAAGUCCUCUCUGGCUCUGGCCCCCGUGGACACCGGUGACUUGGAGACGCGGCUGACGCGCUGCCGCGUCGCACUGGAAAGCGCCACGGUCACGCAGUUUGAUGUUCGUGGGAUCAUUCGGGCGAUGGGCGGGAGAGAGAUUGGAGUCAGGUAUACUUUCAACGACUGGCUGUCUUUCGUGGACGCGCAAGCCAUCCCCGUGCCCACCGAGGACAAGACGCACGGAGAGCGCUUCUCCUUCACCAUGUACACGCCUCCUUUCUUAGGUCCGAGCGCUGCUGUGCAUUUCGCCGUCUACAUGAGGGAUGAUAACUCGGAAUUCUGGGACAACAACGAUGGGAUGAACUAUUCCCUCAAGCACCACAGCUCGUCAUCCAGUGACACCGCGGCUUUCCACGCCAUAUGAAGUGAUGCGCUUUUACGCAAGGAUUCAUCGGCACGUUUAACGCAGGACUGUUAUGUGCUCUUAAGGAGGUUUCAGCGCUCAAGGCUGAAGGACAUAUACCGUGGAAUGGCAUGUCGUAAUAAAAUCUGUUUUAAAGAAAUAGUUUACCAAAAAAAUACAUUUCUGUCAGUCAGUCAUUUUCAUGUUCUCCCAAACCCAUCUGAUGUUGUUUCUUAUAUAGAUAUUUUGCAGAAUGUCCAAGCUGCUCAUAGAAAGUGGAUGAGGGUUGUUGAGCUCCAAAAACACCAGAAAGUACCAUAAAUGUAGUCCAUUUGUUGCGUGUGCUAUAUUCUAAAAUUCUAAUGUCACUUACUUUUGCGUAAGGAGCAAUUCUAAACUCAGAACUGUGAGAUAUAACUUGCAAUUGUAAGCAAAAAAGCCAGCAUUUUUCUUAAUUCUGUGACAAAAAAAAAAAAAAAAAAAAGAGGAAAUUCAGAUGGAAAAAAAAUAAGAGCGAAUCUUGCAAAAAAAAUUCUCUCUCAGAACUGCACGUUUUUGUCUUCAAUAUGACAAUUGCUGGAUAUUGUGAUACGCCUUGAACCAGUUAUGCACAUGAAACCAAUGAAAUUUGACACUUUUGACUAUGCAAAUUAGAUAUGGAGCAGGGGAAGCUUACUAUCACUCUGUUUUUUGUCCUUUUGAAAGCUUGAAAGCCCCUAUUUACGCUACUACAGUGUAUGUUUUUGUUUUAUUGAAAUGAGCAGCAUGGACAUUCCUAAGAACAUCUCCUUUCGCGUUCCACAGAAGAACUCAGUCAUAUAGUGUGAAAUGACUGAACUACUGACUGAAACGGUGAACUACUUCAAACGAUGCAGGGAAUCACACACAUUUCUUUAUAUGAGUUUUCUUUAAAAAAAAAUGAGUCUUACCAUUUAUUAAUCAUGUGAAAUGUGUUGUUUCCGUCAUGGGGUGCACAGUUAUUGACACGGUGAAGUUCUCUGUAAUGAAGAGAGGUAACAUAGAGAAAACAAUACAGCAAUGCAUUAUGGGAAAUCUGUAGUUCUAAAUAUAGCAGUAUUCACCAAUUAUGCUUAGUUGAGUUGGACUUUAAGCUUAAAGUAUCAAUGACCUACCAAGUCAAAACUCCAACGUAUUCAAAUCAAAAUGUAUUCAUUUUUAUAAGAAACAAAGAGCAACCGGCUUGAUUCAAGUUCAUUGAAAUCAUUCUAUAUAGACUGAAUGGCUUAUUCUACAUUGAUAGAAGUAUAAUAUGGAAGCCGUUUCUGCCAAAAAAUAAACAAAAUUUAAAAAGGCAAUUGCAACGAUAUAUUUCACAAUUAUGAUUUUUUUUUUGCAAUACUAAAAAUGUAAACUCUGAGAAAAAAAGUCAGAAUUGCGAGAUUACAUCUUACAAUUCUGAGUUUCAGUCUUAAAUAAAAAAUUCAUGAAUAAAAAGUUCAUUAAAAAGGUAAUUGCGAUUUGUUUCCUUGCAAUUGCAAGCUUUUAUUAAAAUAGUCUGACAUUAAAUAAAAAAAUCCAAUUACCUUUUUUUUAAACACUGUGGUGAAAACAUGCUUCCAUAGCAUAAAGAGUUGGAAGAGAUCAAAACAUAAUGUUUACAGUUUUCUCAAGGUGAGGAGAGACUGGCUGUGUUGAAAGUAAAGCAGGUCUAUAAUAGGUCUGUAUGUACACAUAUGAGAUAAGCUAUCUAUCAUUUCAACUAAAGUCCAGAUUUGCUGCAGUUUCUCCAAGGGUUGUUCUGUCUGUGCAUCUGUUUGACUAUGAACAUGCAAGACGGCAAUCUGUUUUGCAAUAUGCAAAUGUUUGUUUAAAAAUAAGCAAAUAUUCUUUAUGAAUGCACACAUGAUUUCUUUUAGCAGCUGGUAUUGUACUCAGCAAAUGAUGCUUGACAAAGUGCAACACAAUGCAUUUUUGUAAGUUAUGUAGCCAUUUCCUGUUUUUCCAGAUUAUGUUUAUGUUCAUUAUCAAGAUGAAAUCACAACCUUUGUGGUACCACUUAGUCUGCACUGUUAGCAAAAUAUGAACCAAAGCAAAACUCUAAAUAAAAAACAUGAAACAUUGUGGAUUUGAAA
This is a messenger RNA of Labeo rohita (rohu), 2963 nucleotides long. It is a transcript of the gene ppp1r3g, whose product is annotated as protein phosphatase 1 regulatory subunit 3G. The transcript has a single exon. Gene Ontology annotation, biological process: regulation of glycogen biosynthetic process. Gene Ontology annotation, molecular function: protein phosphatase 1 binding; glycogen binding. NCBI's taxonomy places the organism in Eukaryota, Metazoa, Chordata, Actinopteri, Cypriniformes, Cyprinidae. The record is from RefSeq and is a predicted model, not a curated record. The coding region runs from base 121 to 891 and encodes 256 amino acids. Gene Ontology annotation, cellular component: protein phosphatase type 1 complex.